AUGUCUAUAGAAGGCGAGGACGUCCCGGAAUACAAAGAAGGGUGGGAGACGAUCACUAGGGGCGGAACGCAGGUCGUCGUUCGCACUUCCGCCAUCAACGAGACAUAUCAGGCUUUCGAGACAUUGGUAAUCUACGUGUCCACGCUCGGGACACACUCCAAAACAAAACUUGGAACAAACCCUUUUGAACUAUCCGGUCAUAACCAACACACUCGCCCACAAUCGCAUCCUGCCCUUCGCCUGUACUCCAAUGCUAUCCCCACUUCUCCGAAGUCCCUCUCCGACGUCCAACCGCAGUUCGAGGAGCUUCUCACCGUCUGCUCCAUUCGGCUCUCCCUCUCCCGUCCCGAAAAACUUGCUCUGCUCCGCUCGAUACCUGCACGAGAACUCACCAGCAAAGUCAUGGGACUGAAGAUGCACACCUUCCGACCGGUGCUGGACGGUGCCUUCUUUCCGACAGAUCUGUUUGAUAGGUUCAAGAAUGGAGACUUUGCGAAGGAGUUCGAGAGGAGACGGUUGGAGUUGUUGAUUGGUGAAGUUCGCGACGAGGAAACCAUUUACCGCCAAACGAACCCACCGGACUCGCUGGAGACCCUGCAUCUUCAAGUCUCCAACUACUACCCGUCGCACGUAUCGGACAAGCUCAUCGACGCUUACCUCACGCGCAAGGUUCACCUUCCGUACGCACACCCAGACCCAGACCCGAAUAUCGACGCAUGGAAGAAGGUAUAUGGGGAUAUCAUCUCCGAUGGUCAAGUUCGUGCCCCCUACCGCCUCCUAAUUGACCAACUGCGCCACGCAAACGUCCCUCUUUCCCGCGUCCACCGCUACCUCAUCUCCUACCGCCCCUCCUUCAUGGAUCGCGUCGCUCCCGCUACCCUCGGCGUCGGCCACGCUUUCGACAAGCCCAUCUGGAAUAUCUCGAUCAUGCAUGGGCCGACAGAGGAAGAGGAAAAGGCGAUGAGGGCUUGGAUCGCUGACCUGAGGGAGUUUGUGAAUCGCGGAUUGAGUGAAGAGACGGGUGGGAAGGGGUAUGGGACGAAGGAGUGGGAGGAGUAUAAGGUUUUGGCGGAGGAUGGGAAGAUCGAGGUGAGGAAGGAUGCGAAAUGGGCGUAUUUGCUGGAGGUUGGGGAGAUUAUGGCAGUCUAG
Stereum hirsutum FP-91666 SS1 is the source of this 1149-nucleotide messenger RNA. Its product is annotated as alpha/beta-hydrolase. The transcript has 4 exons. Bases 1 to 1149 code for a protein of 382 amino acids. NCBI's taxonomy places the organism in Eukaryota, Fungi, Basidiomycota, Agaricomycetes, Russulales, Stereaceae. The record is from RefSeq and is a predicted model, not a curated record.